Molecule: messenger RNA, 1005 nt
Organism: Ilex paraguariensis (yerba mate)
Lineage: Eukaryota; Viridiplantae; Streptophyta; Magnoliopsida; Aquifoliales; Aquifoliaceae
Source: the annotation of a GenBank genome assembly
AUGGAAAUAGAACUCAUCUCCAGUGCAUUCCGAUCCGCAAGCCUCCCGGAAAGUUAUGUCCGUCCAGAAUCCGAAAGACCAAAUCUAUCCCAAGUUGACGACUGGAAAAUCUGUUUUUUCUUUCCGGUAGUUGACUUGGGCUGUGGAGAUAAAAAUCUAUUACUCCAACAAAUAGUCCAUGCUAGGCGUGAAUAUGGCGUUUUCCAGAUAAUAAACCAUGUAGUAUCAAUGGAAGCAGCAGCGAGAAUGUUAUUGGUUGAUCCUGAAUUCUUUGGGUUACCAGUUGAAGAGAUGCCGAAGUACUAUUCUGAUGACCCUUCAAAGACCAUGAGGCUGCAUACCAAUUUUAAUGUGAUAAAGGAAACUAUUCACAACUGGGAAGACUAUCUCAGGCUUCGUUGUCUAAAAGAGAUUAUGAAGAAUAUGGUCGAAGAAUCUGUAGCUGCAGACGGACAUAAACAUAAAGAUAUCUGGGGGAAGAAACUCAAGGGCCCUGCAUUAAACUUCGAUGCUGGGGCUAGCUCUAGCUCUAAUUGUGGAUCAGGUACAAAUCAAACUCCCAGUGAUGACAUGAUUCGCAUCAUUAUUGAUGAACCUAGCGCGCUUGAUCUAUUUGAUCAGAUGCUAAAAAAAAUUAAAAAAGAUGAGCAUAUGAAACUUCUGUCAGAGGGAGCAAUUGAUUGUCUUGCCAAGUUAAAUGAUGUGGUGAUCGGAACCGCUAGUACUGUUACCAUUGGUCUUGUUGGUUUUGCCAAUACUGGCUCAUCUUUUUCACCAACCUUGUCUUUUCUUGGGGUGGCUAAUGCAACUGCUUUCGUUUGUGCCUUCACCGCCAUUACACUGCGUCUUAAAAAGCCAAUGGCUUCACGCAUCAUGACCAAAAUUGGAGGCAUAGCGUCAUCAUCUUCAAUUGUUGGGGCUGUGGGAAUUUACCUUCCUGAUAACAUUGCUUGGGCAAGCUGGGUUGCAGCUAUCAUCCCUGCAGUUGCUGUGGCGCUGUUCUAA